This is a messenger RNA of Symbiodinium natans, 1215 nucleotides long. The record is from the annotation of a GenBank genome assembly. NCBI's taxonomy places the organism in Eukaryota, Dinophyceae, Suessiales, Symbiodiniaceae.
AUGGUGCUUCAUUGGAAGGCACCGACCGAGACAGGAUGCCACCUAAGCCAGUCGAAGGUUCUCCUCUCCACGGACUACCUAGAAGAUGGUGCCCCCACCACCGCGCCCUGCAGCACCACUGUGGAACUAUGGGGUGUUCUCAGUGGCGAGUCCUGGACAAGAGGCCGCGACUUUUUCGGGAGGGGGGAGUCUGAAGGUGAGGAAUCGGUUUCCUUCAACGGCAGCGAGGAGGAUUUCGACGACUCCAGGCUUGGGGACGAGGAUGACGUGCAGGCAGAUGGCGACAGGUUCUGGCAGGAGAAGGAACAACUUCCUUUCGAUGGCCGCCUGCUGACCAACGAGCAUUUGGGCCAAGUGAUCAUACACGAAGUGGCGGUGGGCGGGAGCCAUUGCAUCCUGGUGACUGAUGCCGGCCAUGCCUUCGCCUAUGGAAGCAACUGCAGGGGACAGCUGGGGCUUGGAGACUUCAGCUUUGAGGACCCCUCGAGCUGCACACUCACAGCGCUUCCGCCACUCAGGGUUCCAGGUGCCCAGCCGCAGAUCAUCAUCGGAGCUGCUUGUGGAGGCGAUCACACCUUGCUCCUUGCGCGGGACGCCAACGGCACGACGCAGAAGGCCUUCGUCUGCGGAGCAUGGGAGGCUUGUGGCUUGGACACGUGUCAGGACCGGCCAACACCAACUCUGCUGCCGUUCCAGCACAAUGUCUCUGCAAUCGCCGCCCGCAUGGGCUGUAGCUGCUGUGCGGUUGCUGAGUCUGAUUCACAGACUGAACACCUUCUCUACCUCUGGGGCGAGGUAGACUGCUGUCCAUGUCCUGAUGUGCUGGAUCAGCCUACACCUCGUUUCAGACUGGAGCGUCCUGUCCGGGCCCUGAGGUUAGGCUCAGCCUUCGGCUUGGCCUUGGACGCUGCUGGAGAAGUUUUUGCCUGGGGCGACAGUACCUACGGCGAGAUGGGCAACGCCCCCAUCGAUCGGCGGGCACCGCACAGCCCGUUGCAUGCAGAAACCUCGCAACUUCCAGUUCCGGGACGAGUCGUUCUCCCACAAGAGGCAGCUUCUCGAGCUGCACAGGACGCGGCCAACAAGAAGGAGACAGAUGACAGACCGAAGGCUGUCAUUGACAUCGCCUGCGGCGAACGAUUCUCCUUGUUGCUGGACGAGGAUGGCCGCCUCUAUGCCUUCGGGGAGAACCUUGCCGGGCAGCCGCUGCACUGA